Molecule: messenger RNA, 2290 nt
Organism: Amborella trichopoda
Lineage: Eukaryota; Viridiplantae; Streptophyta; Magnoliopsida; Amborellales; Amborellaceae
Product: Remorin family protein
Source: RefSeq, a predicted model, not a curated record
UCCCUCCUCGGUAUCUGUGUAAAAUUCAGUCGUGUCAUUUUCCUCACUGUUCAAGUCUUUGGGCUUCUUCGAUCUGUACAAAUCGAGCCACUGAACCUCACGUUCUAGCCUCUCAUGGAUAAUGUUUACUCGCUUUUGGUCUCAUUUCUGUGUUUUUGGGGAUUUUCUGAGUUUUAGUAACUGAAAUGGAGGUUGUGAAGUUGCAGGUCGUGAGAUCACUUGAGGAAGGGACGCUAUCUCCUACUAAACUCAGACUCAAGCUUCUGGGAAUUCAGAAGAGCAGAAAGGAGGAAGAAGAAUAUCAAGACUCCGCACAAUUUGAACCUCAAGAUCUUGAUGAACAAGGUGUGAGCAACUCAGGGAACUGCAACCAUUUGACAGAAGGCUCGACUGUAACUUUAGCUAGUGAAGUAAUUCAUGAUUUGAGUGUCCCAUCCACAAAGGAUUACCGGCCAAAGGAGAAAGCUCAAAACACUCCCAAGUCAUCAAAUAGUCUUGAAAAUGGAAAUUUUCCUCUGCCCCUUAGAAUUCAAGAAGAGAGUAACACUGACUAUGACAGUGGGCAUGAGAGCACAGCUAGCUCUGUGUUCGAGUUUCACAAGGGAGACAAAGUUUCUUCACAUCGGUCAAGUUUAGGGCCAUUCGGAAGGUCACCCCCUUCCAAAUGGGAUGAUGCAGAGAAAUGGGUUGAUACCCAGUAUGCAAAUAAACCAAAGUUGGGGGUAACUCAUAUGCAGGGUACUCAUGGCCUUGGUUCUAAGAAAGCUGGUUUCCCUGGUCAUGGGGUAAGGCAAGUGGCCCCUGGAGCUAACAAUUUAGCUGUGAAGGUUGUAACCGAGGCGCCUGUUGCUGAACAAAGGUCUCUGGUUCCUGAUGACGCAGAUACAAAGAGGAUUGACCCAAGCCAAGCUAAGCGGGAGAUUGGGGCACAAAAGUUCUCGUUUCCUUUGACUGGAGCCAAUACUACAAAACCAACAAAUUGGCAUAUUGACCCAUGCCCCAGUUCAGAUGGAUUGAGUUAUCAAGUUGUGGAUCAGAGGCAAUUCUCUUGUGGUGACUCAUUUGCGAAGCCUUCAUUUCUUGUGGAGAAGCCUCUGGUUGAUUCAGAAGUUACUCUUAGCCGACAUGAUUCUUCAACUUCAGUACAUAGUGCUACAACAUGUAUUCCUCCACCUUCAACUGUGAGGUCUGUGUCCAUGAGAGAUAUGGGCACUGAAAUGACCCCUAUUGCCAGCCAAGAGCCUUCUAGAACUGGAACUCCUGUUAGAGCAACAUCACCAAUGCGUAGUCCUCUUUCUUCUCAACCAUCGACUCCUGGUAGAGCUGCCCCUACAUCUUCCCCUGUAGAUGCAGGUGAUAAUGUCUUGGACUAUAAUCUAGACCUUAGCAAAAAUGAGAUGACUGAGAAGGAAUUACAAAUGAAAACACGAAGAGAAAUAGUGGCACUUGGAACCCAACUUGGUAAAACAAAUAUUGCUGCUUGGGCAAGUAAGGAAGAGGAAGAUAAGGAUGCAUCUACCUCUCUUAAGACUCUUGAUGUGGAACGUCCUGGAAGAAGUGUAAUUGAGACACGUGCAGCUGCUUGGGAGGAAGCUGAGAAAGCAAAGUAUAUGGCCAGAUACAAACGUGAAGAAAUAAAAAUCCAGGCUUGGGAAAAUCAUCAGAAAGCUAAAACCGAAGCUGAGAUGCGGAGAAUAGAGGUUGAGGUUGAGAGAAUGAGGGGUCGAGCGCAUGAGAAGCUGAUGAACAAGUUGGCAGCGGCUCGGCACAAGGCUGAGGAGAAGAGAGCAGCAGCUGAAGCCAAGAAGAAUCAACAAGCUGCUCGAACUGCUCAACAAGCCGAGUACAUUCGAAGAACAGGGCGAAUACCCUCUUCUCUUGUGUGUUGGACUUGGUGUCGUUGAAACUGAGAAGCCAUUUUCUUUGUAAUUCAUUGUUCACAAGGCUUCUUGGUAAUGCACGUUUCAAUGGGGCAUGCAUCCUCUAUCAUGAGCGUCUCUUUCCACUUUCCACUGAAUUCGUUUGCCUCUAGCUCUAGAUGUGGCUUUGGCUCUUUGGUCAUGCCUUUUGGUGUUUCCAUCAAUGUCAUGAAAUUUUGGCUUCAGUAGGAUUAUGAUUUUUCAUAAAAUGAGCUAUACCUAGAUUUGAUUUUCAGAACUAAAUGCAGAACUCUCUCUCUCCCUUUAAAUCCCACUCUCUUGCACUCUCUUCCACACUCUAGAGUAGUGAGAAACUUCAUUUUGUAAAACAAAUGUUAUGGGCUCAUAAAGUUUGAGUCUGGUUAUACGAG